UGGUGCGGUCGCGCGUGCGCAGCGAGAUCGCGUUGACGCAUAACCUGUUAGAAGGGUCGCGCUUUUGCUCCUGCACGAUCGUGACGUCCCUGACGAUCUCGCGGGAUAUGAGUCGUCGUUGCAAAAAUACGCGAUAGCCCGGAGAAUGGCUGCGCCUUAUCUAGGCGUGAGCGACAUCGUUCACCUGAACGUCGGCGGCACCAGAUUCUCCACGUCUCGUCAGACUCUAACAUGGAUCCCGGAUUCCUUCUUCACGGCACUGUUAAGUAAUAGAAUCGACAGCCACAAGGAUGAGACGGGCGCGCUCUUUAUAGACAGAGACCCGAAGCUGUUCUCCAUCAUACUGAAUUACCUACGCACCAAGGACAUUGAUCUGAAGAACGUGGACAUUCGGACUUUGAGGCACGAGGCCGAGUACUAUGGCAUCACCCCUCUGGUUAAACGUUUGAUGCUCUGCGAAGACCUGACUCAGUCGUCCUGCGGCGAUGUACUGUUUUACGGUUACUUGCCACCACCGAGCAUACCGCUUCAAGAACCAGUUGCGGUAACAUCGAAUGUCAGCGACGUGUCGGUUCAUAUUAGAGUCAACUCCAGUUCGAGCUCCAGAGUCGACGGCCCAUCCACCUCGCAAUCUGUGACAGUCAAUAACUCAACUAAUCAAAGUACCAACGGUCCCCAAAGUCACAAAGGUGCACUGGGAACGCAUAUGAGAAACUCCUCUUUGGAUUAUCGACUGCCGCAGCGCGGUCUCCCGCAUUCUCGCACGCCGUCUCUAGAUCUGAGACACGCCAGGAACAACUCGGCUGAUCUGAAUAAAUUGUAUAAAAACGAUAUCGGCCUAAUAUUUGGAUCGCAGCAAGCCACGUUGAUUGCAGUUUCGUCAUGGGUGGACCCCCUGAGAGUGCAGAUUAUAAAGGCGCAUCACAACUGGAUAGUGAUCGCAUACGCACAUUUCAUCACGUGCUACCGGCUGAAGGACUCGUCCGGGUGGCAGCACGUGUUCACCAGUCCGCAUAUCGAGUGCAUAAUAGAGCGCGUGGCGAUAAACGCGAAGAUGGGAAGUGGCGCGGACGGCAAGAUGGUUGCGAUCUCCUACGGCAGCCAAGUGAGACUCUGGGGUGUGUCCGAGGAAGGAAUCAAGAUCAACGUGGGCACGUUCAACUUAAACGUGCGCGUGGAAUACCUGUUCUUCAUCGGCAGUCAGUUGGUCGCGUUGUCGCCGACCGGGAAGAUCGGUGUGUGGCACGCGAUGACUCAUCAUUGGCAGAUACAGGACGUAGUGCCCAUCCUGUCAUUUGACACAGCUGGAUCUUUUCUUCUGUUAGGCUGCAAUAACGGUUCCAUUUAUUAUAUUGAUAUGCAAAAGUUUCCUUUGCGAAUGAAGGAUAACGACCUGCUCGUGACCGAAUUGUAUCGAGAUCCGAGUUACGAUCCCAUAACUGCGAUAUCUGUGUAUUUGACGCCGAAAACUACACAAGGUCUCUGCGGAAACUGGAUAGAAAUCGCGUAUGGCACGAAAUCCGGAAGUGUCAGAGUGAUCGUCCAACAUCCCGAAACUGUUGGCCAUGGUCCGCAGCUAUUCCAAACCUUUACAGUGCAUCAGAGUAGCGUAACCAAAGUAACACUCUCGGAAAAAUAUUUAGUGUCAGUCUGCUCGGAAUAUAAUCACGUCAGAAGUUGGGCGGUGACCCGAUUCCGCGGAAUGAUUUCUACUCAGCCGGGAUCCACGCCCGAGGCAAGCUUCAAAAUUGUUUCUUUAGAAGCAAUUGACCCAUGCGUUAGCUAUAAUGCCGGCAACGAUUUUGGACCAUUCGGCGAGCAAGAUGACGAGCAAGUGUUCGUGCAGAAAGUCGUACCCGAAACCGAUCAGUUGUUUGUGCGAUUAGCGUCGAAUGGAAAAAGAGUUUGUGUAAUACAGUCGGUGGACGGUAGCAUUAUAAGCUCAUUCUACGUGCACGAGUGUGAAGGUUCUAGUCGCAUGGGCUCGCGGCCCAGACGUUUCAUAUUCACUGGUCAUUCUAACGGCACCAUUCAAAUGUGGGAUCUCACAACGGCAUUGGACCCGUCUUUCAAUGCUACUCAAGCAACAGAUACCUCUGGUGGGCCUACGCCAGAGGAGCUUUGGAAGCUGUUGGAUCAGUGUGACCUGAGCAACAGUCAUUGCUCAACGCCUUGCAUCAGUCCUUCUCCUUCGUUACUCGCGGCUGGACCUAGGAUUAAGUCGAGCAACGUAUUAUUUCUCAAUCAGUCGCAAACUCCAGACGCAACGCCUGGGCCCAGUCAAACGUAAGGAUGCGCUUUGCCAAAUCGAGGUGAUAUCGUGCCUAGGUGUACGCAAUCAAAAUCUGCAUUUAUUUAGUUAUUUAUUUAUUAACGGACCGCUAUAAACCGCCAAGAAGUCUAUAGCGAUAGUUCCUAACUCGCCAUUUUUGCAUUUUUAUGUAUAAUAAGACCGGAGUUUGCUAUUUAUCUACUUAAACGGUGCAAUCUAAAAAUAGUAUAGCAAAGAACAUGACUGCAUUUACAAACUUUGUAGCUACUAGUAUUAAAAUUAUUUUAAAAGCAAAUUUUGGACCUUGUGCAUAAAAAUAUAUAGAUGUUUAUUAAAUUGAUUUUAUAAAAGUUUAUCACUUUUGAAAUACUCAAGAGUCUUUAUUUGUUGUUAUUAACACUGACGUAACAAAAACUUGUCGGGAAUUUACUAUCUAAGAAAUUUUAUAAAUAUCUAGGAGUUUAAUUAUUACGUUUUGUCUCGUUUAUUAUUUAUUGUUCCAAUACGGCUAUAAAAUGCUCUUAAGACAAAUCGAUUUACGAUAUUCAUAUUGUGUAUGUAGACUUUUAUACUUUGUCUCGUUAGGUAAGGGAAGGAAUAGACAAAAUUUUACAAAAUCAUAAAUUGAUAGAUAAUGUAAGUUGAGGGUUCUGUUUGCAGUGAUAUAUUCUGUAUCAAUGUUAUAAGCUAAAUCAAAUACGAUCCUAGAUCAAAGAUGAUCAUACUCAGAAUCACAUUAUUUGUCACGUCGCAUCAAUGUCUCGCAAUGCAUUGAGACAGAAUCACCAAAUACUUUUAAAGUUUUGAUAGACAUUUAUAUUGUAAAUCAGUGCAACCUACAUUUUAUACAUAUAUAUAUCAAUUUCUGUACAACGAUUUUGCUUCGACUGUAAAACAUCUUUAUUAUUUCAACAUUGUAUCUUUGUCAACAUUUGAUGCUCUGAAUAUCAUUUAAGAAGUUAAUUUUACUAUCUAUCUCUCGAUUAAAGAAUGGUAUACAUUACAUAUGCGAUAAAAGAUUACACAUAAUCUCGAAAACUGAAUUAGACUCUCAUUAUAUACAUAAAUACUUGUAGCUUUACUGCACAUAUAAUGUAUAUGCGUUCGUCGAUGUACAUAUAUAAAUGUUAUAGUAAUAUUGUUGCGCCCCACCGCGUUACUUCUGUGAUUUAAAUAAACUAUUGGUAUAUGUGUA
Vollenhovia emeryi is the source of this 3467-nucleotide messenger RNA. RefSeq names its product BTB/POZ domain-containing protein KCTD3. Bases 146 to 2290 code for a protein of 714 amino acids. The transcript is spliced from 11 exons. The record is from RefSeq and is a predicted model, not a curated record. Gene Ontology annotation, molecular function: protein binding. Gene Ontology annotation, biological process: protein homooligomerization. NCBI's taxonomy places the organism in Eukaryota, Metazoa, Arthropoda, Insecta, Hymenoptera, Formicidae.